Oenanthe melanoleuca is the source of this 9111-nucleotide messenger RNA. It is a transcript of the gene SLC44A3, whose product is annotated as solute carrier family 44 member 3. Bases 126 to 1700 code for a protein of 524 amino acids. Gene Ontology annotation, molecular function: transmembrane transporter activity. The record is from RefSeq and is a predicted model, not a curated record. NCBI's taxonomy places the organism in Eukaryota, Metazoa, Chordata, Aves, Passeriformes, Muscicapidae. The transcript has 14 exons. Gene Ontology annotation, cellular component: membrane. Gene Ontology annotation, biological process: transmembrane transport.
UAGAUCCCGUCCUCUAUCCCCUCACACCUGCGUAGCGAACCCUGCCAAGGCUCUCCGCCACAGCACACACAAAGUUCAUUUGGCUAUGGACAUGUCCCUGCUGUAUCAGGACUGUUUUCAGCAGAAUGCUGGCUAAUGAUCAACAAAUGAGGAUCAGGAAGUAUUUUUCCUCUGAAUGUUCCAAGACUCUUUUCAGGAGCCAGGCCCAUGCAGCCCAAAUGUUCCUCUUCAAACUGGGCUCUGGAGAUAGUGUUUCUGAACGGCUGGAAUGGAGACCAGCCCUUUACAGAAAGUGCACAGACACUCUCUGGCUGCUCCUCUUCUGCCUUUUCUGGGCUGGUCUGAUGUUUAUAAGUGGCUAUUCUGUGGUGGCUGGUGCUGCAGAAAGACUUGUGCUUGGAUAUGACAGCUUUGGGAACAUAUGUGGUCGGAAGAACACUCCUGUAGCAGGGGCAAAUCUUUCUGGAUUGGACAUGACUAAUAAAAAGUAUGUGUUCUUUCUGAAUUCAUGCAGCCUGGAAAUACAAAGCCUCGAAAGCAGUUCACUUUCCUUGUGCGUGUCAAGUUGUCCACAACAGCAGCUCAACUCUUUGGAAGAUCUCCAGAGUUUUGCAAGGAGUAAUGGUUCUUUUCUUUGUGUUUACAACCUGGAUGCUUCCAGUUACACUCUAAAUCCAAAGGCAGCUCAGCUAUGUCCCACACUUCCAGUUCCACCAAGUAAGUCCUUUCCAUUAUUUAAUCGAUGUGUUCCACAAAAUCCUGAAUGCUAUUCCAAAUAUGCAUCUGUCCUAAUAAAUAUGGUUAAUGAAAUGGAUGUUUUUCACCGAAUUCUCAGUGGAAUAUUGGCAGGAAGAGAUACUGUGAUAGGACUGAGUGUCCUUGCACUAGCCUUCUCUUUGAUGCUGGUUUUAGCCUUCAGAUUCAUUCAGACCUUCCUCAUCCAUACUCUGAUUGCACUGGUUGUAUUUGGGUUGUUGUUUGUCUCAGGUGUUCUCUGGUGGCUCCAUUACGACUACAGGAAUGACCCCAGCACUGAACUGGAAACAGAAAAGGAAAAUGUGAAGUUCCUUCUUGGAUAUGCCAUCUUCUCAACAAUAGUUACUGUUGUUCUACUCUCCCUUAUAAUUGUACUAAGAAAGAGGCUUCGGUUCGCUGUACAGCUGUUUCAAAUUGUUGGUAAAUUCAUUGGCAGAAUUCCUUUCCUCCUCUUCCAGCCACUCUGGACCUUUCUGAUUCUUGUUGUGUUCUGGGUAUUUUGGGUUGCUGUGCUGCUCAGUUUAGGAACUGCAGGUACUGCACACUCCACUUCAGGAGGACAAGUAGAAUACAGAGCUCUGUCUGGAAUUUGCUACAUGGCAUGGUAUCAUUUCGUUGGCCUUAUCUGGACUAGUGAAUUCAUUCUUGCCUGUCAGCAAAUGGUGAUUGCUGGGGCAGUGGUUACUUGUUAUUUCAACAGAAAUAAAAAUAACCCACCACCUCACCCAGUCCUGUCUUCCAUAUCAGUUCUUUUCUGCUACCAUCUAGGAACUGCUGUAAAAGGUUCAUUUCUCAUCACAGUACUGAGAAUACCAAGGAUUGUUCUCUUAUACCUUUACAAUAUCCUAAACCACAAGGAGAAUGCAAAGCACCUGUUCAACUGCUGUUUCUGCUGGAUUUGCUUCCAGAAAGGUUGCUUAAGAUACUUUAACCAGCAAAGGUGAUGGUGGUCCACAUGUUCCAAAUCCAAGGCAAUUUGGGCAACAGUUAGAGAAGAAAAAAGCAAGAACAGGCCACAAGAUUUUAAUAGAAUUUUUAUCUGUAUGAAAUUUAAACUUUGGUCUUGGGUUAUUGCAUCUCAUAGAGUAAUUCAGGGGUCUAUUUAUUGCUUUCUUUUUUUUUUUUUCCCUAUAACUAAUCUGUUCAAGGUUAUUUCUUAAAAUUUUUUUUUACUAUGAUUGAAAGUCUUAGUCUGAUUCUGUAAAAUCUGUGGCUAAAUGUAAAAGAGAAAAUAAAAAAAGAAGGAAAAAAGUCUGCAGUUUUAAGCAGCUUUGAGAUAUUUCUCAAUUAACAGAAGUAGUCAACUCUUGAGAGCUCCUACUGAGAUUGGUGGAAGCUGCUGGAAACAACCUAAAAAUUUCCCACAGAUGUUGAACAUGGACCUGAGAAUAGAACUUGAGAGGGAGGGUUUAAAUUUAAUUGUACCUGUGUUUCUAACAUUUUCUUAAAGAAGUAUUCUUUAAGUUCAGGUUUUGAUUUUUUGUAACCUAAAAUGUGGAACAGCUGUUGUAAAAUUUGGUCCAAAGAUCAUUGUGUACAUUAGCAUUCCUUACUAUUUACUAUUCUUUUGAUUUUUAUUCUAGUAUUACUUUCAUUAUAAUGAAAAGCACAUAAUUACCUGAAGCUCUAAAAAAAAAAAAACAACCAAAACCAAAAAAGAAAAUAUUAAAUCACUUUUGCAUCAUUUUCUUCAACUUGUUGUUAAACUGCUUAAGUAAUUGAAAUUCUUUCUGUUCCUUCAUUCACAAGUUUAAUCAGGAUUAAACAGUACUUUGUUUUCCCUCUGAGAACUUGCAGAUGAGAAACAGGUGCUGGAGGAAGUAACCUUGGUGAUAGAAUGCAAGCUUCUUUCUUCCCAUGCAGAAUCAACCAAGUGCUCUAUUAUGUUAUCUAAGAGUACUUUCCAGGCAGCAAUACCAUCCUGCAUGUGGGAUUUAAUACUGGCUUCAAUAGCUGCAUGCAUCCCUGAAAUGGCUCAUUCUCUGCAGGCUCAGUUAAGUUUUGCUGAGCUCUCCUAGAAGUUAACUGGAACAAGCCAAAGGGUUAUGCUGUCAUCUUCCCAUCAUGACAGAGUGCUGUGCUAGAUGCUGGCAAUUGUAAUACUUGCAAGGGUGGUUGUUGGAGGAGGAGUAAUAUAAGUCCAGUGCUCUGUGCAGAUUGCAGUAUGGACAAUUACAUUCAGCCUUCCUAAAUUCUCUUGGAUUUGCAACUGGAUCCUGUGCUAAACUGUGGUGUAGUGUUGCUAUGUGCUGUUAAACAGUUCACUCCUUAAGCUGUUCCACUUCAGUCAUGGGCAAAGUGAUUCAUGUGUGUGUAUAAUCCAUUAGCAACAAUUGUAAAGCACUCUGGGUUCUGUGGCUGAAAAGUGCUUUCUGAAUAUAAAGUCACUAUCCUUACUUGACAGUUCUGUUUGCCAGCACUUGUCAGAAUUACCACAGAUUUUUCAUCUGGCUCUGAUGGUUUCAGUAUGUUCCAGAUAAACAUAUGCAAUCAUCUCAAGUAAAAUCUAGGAGAUUGAAAUUUUUCUUCUGUAAAAAGAAUAUACUGGUUUUUAAUGUGGUUUGGGAAUUACAAGGUCUGUAUGUCUCCUGCUUUCUUAAGUUGUAAUGGCAGUCAACUUUAGGUACAUCAAAGUGCUUGCAUAUUCUCCGUUUACAGCCUUAAUGCAGAGAUUUUUUUAAAACAAUACAACUGGAUAGUUUUGCUUUUCUGUGUCUGCUUUGGGUCCAUCUGCAGCCAGUUGGCAGUGACCCCUCCAAAGUGUAUGCCUGGGUUUCUAAGGGGUUUGCUGAGCCAGAUGUGGUUUCUGUGUCCAUCAGCAUGCAGUGUAGCCUGGGCUGUCAGUGAAUUCAGCAGGGUGUGAGCCCCAUUUCCUAGGACAGAGACCCUUCCCUGAGACUGAAAGCCAGCAAUUGUACAGUGUAAUAGACCAAAAGCAAGUCUGUCUAAUGGCUGCAUAUGCAUGGUUCUUGAUUGUCUCAUAAGCUUUGGAUGGAAACCUAUCAGGAGGUUUCAGUAGAAUACCUUGUAGAGAAUUCAUUGAGAUAAAACCAAAACUCAUACAUACUAUUGCACAGCUCUCUGCAUGCCAAACACAUUGUGCCUCACCCCAUCAAGUACUUCUUUUUCCUCUUUCCAAUACUGCCUUUUCAUGUUACUGGCAAUAUUGCUUCUAGAUAUGGAGCUAAUUUUUCAGUCGUUGAAAAUACAAGGAUAAAAUGUUCUUUUGCAGUGAAAUAAUAUUUUAAAUAUGUUUAUUUUCUCUCUACAGACUUUAUGUUUGUGAUAAUAGGAAGUAAAAUUACUUAGGUCUUUACUAGAUCUGUAGGAUGAACCAUGUAGGGAAUAGAGUUGAAGAAAGCUGACUAAUUCUUGCUUUGAUACCUUUCUCUUCUUAAUUAUCCCAUUAAGAGGAAACAAAAGGGGAAAAAAGAGAGAGAGAAAAUAAAAAGCAAUUAAGCAAGUGACUGGUAAUUCUGUGCUUUUAAGUAGAGAAAUUUAUUAACAACUCUGGAAAUAUUCAGUUUGAUUGAUUUCAGAAAUCCCAAAUAAGAACAUUUUCUCACUAAGUGCAGAAGCACUGAAAGCAACCCCAGUAAUGAUGUAGUCAUGAUGCAAUGGGCACAUAAAGCAGGAUCUUUCUGAUCCAGCCCCAUCAUGGAAAUGGAGGCCAUGUGUAACACUGUGAUGCAGCAGGAAAGGACACCUGACUACCCUCUGAGGAGAAAGUUGUGUUGGUCCUACCUGGUGAAUGACAGCCAUGGAGGGAGUAGAUGACACAAGGAGUAGGAAGCAAGGAAACUUGAAAAUUUUCUCCAGUAAGUCCAGACUGAAAAUAUAAGGUGGAAUGGAAAUAAAUGAAAGUUGUGCUUUUUGGACUGCUUGGGAAAAUUCAGGAGGUUAUUGAAGGUUUCUUACAGAUAGUAAUUAGCCUAAGAACAAAAAAAAUAACCAUUUCUGUAUUAGCUGUGAGUUUAUUGAUUAGAAGUCAAGGAGGAGAAUAUUCUCCAUGUGUUUGUCAGCCAUAGGAAAAUAGCCUUUUUUUAACAAGGCUGCAGGAAGCACAGAGUCAGUCCUGAAAGCUACAAGAUGAAACACUUGCACUGGAAAGAGGGAGAUAAAUGCCAUUGUACUAGUUUUUGGUUAUGUGCUCAUGCUUAUCUCAUGGGGGGACUGGAAUAUCCUGUGACAAAUGAAGGGUAAGAGCAAGCCUGUCAGCCAUCUAUGAGACAGCAGGGAGGGGUGAAAGCCAGUCAACAACAGCAGAAAAAUGAGUAGAUAUAAAUUGUUCAUGAAUAAAUGUCGUCUGGAAGUUGGAAGAAGGUUCCUAAGGAUCAGCAGGACAACUGUCUGGAACAGCUCCAAAUGUAAGGCCUGGGAGAGGGGAAGUCCUAAGUGACUUAAAGAGGGGGUUUUCCACUUAAGAGGAGAUUUGCAUAAUAUGCUAGUCAGAAACAGGCACUGGAGUGGCUGAAAGUCCCUUCCAGUCUUGUAUGUCCUCAUCUCUUCAGGGGGGCCUCACAAGGCCCAUCUUGCUCUCAUUUCCCACCAUCUGAGUCAUGAUAAUCUCUCACCAGACCACUAGCUGCUGCACAGCAGCACACUCAUUGCCUCUUGCUACCACUGGAUUUUGUUUUCUGAGGGGCUUCCACUGGCAUCAGUGAUGCUUGCAGGCUAAGACACUUUAAAGUCCAACCUGAGCUGCACUGCAUUGCACUUGGGAUAGCUGACCAGGGCAGCCCACAAGAGAGUUGGCAGCAGUAAGAUCAGAUCAGGCUGAAAAUACCAGCAGAGCAGAAAAAGCUGAACUGGGAUGAGAGACCAGCAUGUCUCCUUCUUCCUUUUUAAGAAGAUUCUGUUGCUAUGGCAAUUUUCCCCAAUCUCAUUUUAUGAAAGCAAGCCCUAGAAUGGAGGACUGAAUUCAGCUGUUACACAAAGUAGCAAUUAUUCUCAACAAUUGAGGAACUUACAGCCUGGAUCUGAGCCACAGCGCCUUUCUCAUGAAACUACCAGGUCACUUUUUCCAAGACCUUUGACAUUCUGUGUUGUGAGGCACAGAAGGACAUAUUCUUUAAAUAGGUUUUUUUUGCUUACUGUGGUAUUUGGAAAUAUGUAAACAUUCACAUUCCCUGUUUAUUCAUCCUGACACUGAGAAGUCAGUGUCUAGUUCCCAGGCCCCAAGCCAGAAGAGGCUUGUGUUCUUCAGAGAGGUGGUGAUACGAGAUCAACUUGCUGGUGCAAGGAUAAAUGCUGAUCCCAACCCACUGUCUCCUGGGCUUUCUGACCAACCCUAUGCCAUCAAUGCCAUCAUUACUUGUUUGUCACUAGAGCAGAAACUACCACUGUAAAAGAUCAAUUAACCAGGCAAAGAUAAAAAUAUAAGAGCUAUAAUGUGUAUAUAAGGAUCAGACUGAAUCUCUUUCUAGCUCAGUAUCUCAUUUCAGCAGUGACUGUGAGUAAAUGCUAAGGUAAAACAAAAAGAUAUUUCCCUGCCUCUAUGCUGUUUCUGAAUGUAUUUUCAGCCUAGGGACUUCUUGAGCUGUGUGUUUUCUGAGUGUUCAAUAACUCUCUGCAGAUUCCUUUUCCCUGAAUUUCUCCUUCUCCAUUGAGCUCAUGUGAACUUUUAGCAGCUAAAGCAUCCUUUGCCCAGAAGUUCACAGUUUGCAGAUUUAUGGCGAGAAGAAAAUACCAUCUGUUUUCAAAUUUGGCUCCUACUACUUCAUACUGUCCUGCCCCUUGCCUGAUCUUUGUUCUGGAAGGAGCAGUGAGCCAUCUAACCCCACACAGCCUCUCUGCAUUUCUCAUGAGUCAGCAGCUCUCUUACUGCAUCCUCCUUCAGUCAUGUCUUUUCCAGACAGAAGAGCCUCGCGUUCCCCAGACAGAAGACAUUCCAUACCUUUUGGAUCAUUUCCACUGCCCUUCUCUAAAACAUUUUCAAGUCCACUAAAGCUUUUGUGCAUAGCAAAAUAUAUUCUGUAGAAACACAUAUUUAAAUAACCUGUUUUUAAAGGUUAGCAGGUUCUUAACUGACAAUGGUCUACCAUUUUAGCCUUCACAACCAUCUUCAAUUUGAAAGGCUUUGGAUUAUUGCACAUAUCCUGCAGUUUUAAACUUAAUGGGACAUCUAAGCCUUUUAGUCCAAAGUCCAAAAUGAUUUGCAAAUAUAGGUAAUAGCUUGUGUGUUUUAGGUGUUUCUUGAUGAGCAAUAAUGAAAAAACACUUGGGCUCAUUUCUGUGCAAUGCUGAGUUUCAUGGAAAUGUAUGCUAGCUUAAAUGUUUGAUGUGUAUAUUUCUAUGUGUCUGGGUGGGAUCAGGGCAUGGGGUCUGCAUGAGAAACUUGAGAAUUGUAAGGCAAGUGUAUGGAAGACUGUUGUACACUGAACAAGAAACCUUUCAAAUAUGUUUUUCUCAGAAUUUUUUUUUUUUUUAAAGGUAGAGAUCACUUGGCUAAGUCUCCCAAUUGUGCUGGUAAUAUUCUUUCUUCACAUAUGUCUGACUAGUUUUGUAGCCUUCAGCAGAUCAUUAAUUUCUGUCUCUCUAUUCAUUCUAGAAUGUUAAAUUAUUACCUUGCUGCCUUUAUUUCUUGAUUAUUAUCAUUAGGUAAUACUUACAUGAUUUGUUUAAGUUGUAACUGCUAUAAAUGCCAUUUUUUAUCAGCUGGUUUGUAACACAACAAAUGCCUGUUCAGGUAGUGUACUGUCUCCAGCGUCAUUUUCAGUUUUUCCAAGAUAACAGUUCUAGUUAAUAAAUAUCAGAAAUUCUUUUCAUUGCACAUUCUUUGAAUACCAAAGUGGCUACUUCAAGAGUGCAAACAAAUGGGUAUUUAUUUUACAUUUGGAAACAGUGUUUAUACAAGCUCACGUGCUUUUUUAACAUUCUUUUUCAUUUUUAAAACACAUUUUUUGCAAUUUAUAAUGAAUACAGAAUCUCUAAAUUAAAUUUAAAUUUAUUGGCAAAAUUUAUACUGACGUCAUCAGAUAAAGAUCUGCUCUGUGAAUUUAGUUCUUAAGGGACAAAAACAAACUUAGAAAACACUUUUCUACUUUGUGUCUCAGUUCCCUGUUUAAUGGGAGCGAUGAAACAAACUGAACUCCCAGCACUUUAUAAAGAGAAAUCUGUCCAUGUCUGAAAUAUGCAGUGACAGCUAUGGAUAGAAGGCAGAGGCAGCGUGAUGUGAGGCCAUCUCCCCUCUGCCUGCGUCCUGGGCCAGCAGGGCUGGCACUGGCAGCUCUCCUGCCGCCGCGUCCUGGGAUGCUGGGCUGUGACAGCAUCCUGCCAGGAGGGGAACAGCAUCAGCAGAAAUGACACUUACCACAGAAAGCAUCUUCUCCUAUUUAGGAAUGAAGUGAACUUGCUUGUUUAAACAUAUUUUUAUGCAGAUACUCUUUGGGUUUCUAUAGAGUUCAUUGGGGUCUCUGAUGUUUUCGUAGAGUAGGCAAUAAAUCCAUGGUCUUUAUUUAUACUUUUUCCAUCUAUGGAUGUAUUUGCUAAUAUGUAAGUAUAGUAUUUACAGAAUUUCACUGUUUUUUUUCUUUACUAUCAGAGGAAAAAUAACUAUUAUUCAUAUAAAUAAUAUCCACAAUAAAGAGGUGAAAAAUUUUUGAUUGUAUUUAAUCUUUCUUUCUCUCUUUCUCUUUCUCUCUCUAGCUCUUUCUCUCUCUCUCUCUUUCUCUCUUUUUCUCUCUCUUUCUCUCUUUCUCUCUUUCUUUCUUUCUCUCUUUCUCUCUUUCUCUCUUUCUCCCUUUUCAUACAAUGUCAUAGCUUUGCUAUGCUACAGAAAUUGCUCAAAGGUAAAACUGAACUCUACAGAAAUAAUUUUUUUUUGCUUCAGAUAUCAGAAAUUAUUUUAAAUUUUGAAUUGUAAGUAAGAGAAGAACAGAUUUUUGAGCAGGAAGGGUUUUCAGUAGGCCAGUAUAAUUCACUUUCAGCAAACCCCUUAUGGGCUGGUUUUUUUCACUUCCAGGUGAAGCAGAAAGCAAUGUAAGCACCACACACACUUUUGGGUUUAUAAAUUCCUUCAGAACAGUAAUCCCUUGCACGCUGUGGUACUUACAGGCCAUAUCAGACGUGACUGAAGUUUUUGUGGCAUAAUCUGACUUCUAAGAGUGUGAAUAAAGGGAAACUACUCUUAAGAAUUGCUGGUAAAGUCCAGAAUAUGUUUCAUAUAUAGUGAGUGCUGCUUUUCUUAGCUGAUAUUUUAGACAUAGUUUCAAAACCUUGUUGAGGAGUUCCCUAAAUGGGACAUGUAUGUUAAUUGACACAUCAGUGUGAAAAUAGUGAAAUCUAUGAAGGUAAAUAUUCUAUCCUCCCCACCUGUCCAGGAAAGUUUCCACAAAGCAAUAUGAUACAAAGUUC